AUGGCGGAGGUUGGCAGGGCGGCUGUGCGGGACCCGGUUGCGCUACUCCCUGGGGGCUUCUGGGCGGCGGUGGCCGUGUGGCUGGAGAGGCCUCAGGUGGCCAACAAACGGCUGUGUGGCGUCCGCCUGGACGCCCGGCGGAGUGUUGGUUUUCCCCGGGCGGAGGCCUGCGGCCACAGUCCCAACACUAGCCCGGAGCAGGAGAAGCGGGCUGCGGCCAGACCCUGUCAGCGCUCCCCCAAUGGGGGCCUGGGCCCCGGGCCGAGCACAGGCCCCGAGCUGGGCACGGCGGGUCGCGGGCCCGAGGAGUCGCAGCUCCGGCGCCCGCAAGGGGAGGACCCCAGGGAAGCAGCCGCCGCGGCUCAGCUCGCAGGGGUUCCCGGGCAGCCCGGCAAGGUUGGAGUCGGGGAGGGCGAUUUCCCUGCCUCGGAUCUGGAUUCUCUCUGGGACGCUUUCUCUCGGAGCCUCGCCGGCGGCAAUCCAGAGAUGCUGGCCUUCCUUACCGGGUCCCGGGCGGGAUCGCAGCCGGAGGCGCCAAGCGAGCUCGACGUGGUUCUCAGAACCGUCAUCCCGAAAACAGGCCCUCAUUGCCCGCUUGCUGCUCCGAGGAGAGAAGUAGUCGUGCAAGAUGUCCUAAAUGGAACUGUAACUUUUUUACCUUUGGAAGAAGAUGACAGAGGGAAUGUAAAGGUUGAGAUGAGCAACGUGUAUCAAGUCCGGCUCAGUCAGAGCCAGGAAGAAUGGUUCAUAUCUAUUUUAAUUUUCUGUCCAGAAAGAUGGCAUUCAGAUGGCAUUGUUUACCCCAAACCUGCCUGGCUGGGAGGAGAGCUGCUGGCCAGGCUGGCCCGGUGGUCUGUGGAGAGCAAGAGGAGCGGAUUUAAGAGCACCCUGUCCCUCAUUUCCAUCAUCAAAUACAGCAAGACAUACCAGAUGCUCAAGGAGAAGUAUAAAGACAUGGUCAAGGUGUGGCCUGAAGUAACCGAUCCCGAAAAGUUUGUGUAUGAAGAUGUGGCCAUUGCUGCGUACCUGCUGAUUUUGUGGGAAGAAGAAAGAGCCGAGCGAGGCUUGACGGCCAAGCAGUCCUUUGUUGACUUAGGAUGCGGGAAUGGUCUCCUGGUGCACAUCCUGAGCACAGAGGGGCAUCCAGGCAGAGGGAUCGAUGUCCGAAGAAGAAAAAUCUGGGACAUGUAUGGACCACAAACUUGCUUAGAGGAAGGUGCAAUCACACCAAAUGAUAAGAACCUUUUCCCUGACGUUGACUGGUUAAUUGGUAACCAUUCCGAUGAACUAACACCAUGGAUACCUGUUAUUGCGGCCAGGUCCUCCUACGGCUGCCGUUUCUUUGUCCUUCCCUGCUGCUUCUUUGACUUCACUGGGAAAUACUCCCGGAGGCAGAGCCGGAAGACUCAGUACCGAGAGUACCUUGAUUUCAUCGUGGAAGUGGGGCUGGCCUGCGGGUUUCACGUCGAGGAGGACUGCCUGCGCAUUCCCUCAACCAAAAGGGUUUGUCUCAUUGGGAAAUCCAGAACAUACUCACCUGCUGGAGAAGGUUCCAUGGAUGAGCAGAGAACCCAGUACAUUAACAGCAGGCGGGGCCGCCCCAUGAGCCCACGUGGCGAGGCGCCCGCCCCUCCUGCACCCCGGGCCGCUGUGGGACACGCGGGCCACCCCGACGGGCACCAGGCCCCGGACGCCGAGGCUGCUGAGGGAGGGGCCGAGGCCCGAGCCGACCAACUGUGGCUGUCUGGAUUUCAUGCUAGAGAAAAAGCUGAGCGCGUGAGGAAUUGUGCCUCCCUCCCUCGAGAUUUUAUUGACCGAGUGGUUUUGCAAGUGGCACAUUUGCUGUUGGAUGGAGAGCAGUUACACACAGGAAGUGCUCCAAGCAGCAGCUCGAAGGCCUGGAACCGAGGAGGAAGCCUCUCCUUGGCGGAAGUAGCCCGUAAGCUGGACAGGGGGACGCUGCAGAGGUUGAAGCGGGAAUGUGGAGGCCUGCAGACGCUGCUCAGAAACAACCAUCAGGUGUUUGAAGUUCUGAAUGGGAGCGUUCACAUCCGCGACUGGAGAGAAGAGAAGCCGCACAGGCAGCAGUGCCCAGAGGCAAAGCGGAGGCUCUUCUCGGAGGCCUUCAAGACCCGCAUCUGCUGGUUCUUCAGUCACCACCCUGACGGUUGUGUUCUGCCUUCAGACAGCUGCCCGUUUGCCCACGGGCCGGCAGAGCUGCGGCCGCCCCAGACCCCCAAGAGGAAGAAGCAGGUUCUGUGAGCUGCUUCUGCCCCGUGAGCCGAGGCCAGGUGCGGGGGCCAAGGCGAGAGGAGCUCCUCUGGGGACCACAGACUCUGCGGGUUGGGGUGCCUUCCUCCGGAUUCCCCCAGUAACAUAGCCCGAUGGUUACACCCACACCAGAUGCCGCAGAAGCUGACGUCCCUCCUGCCCCUGCCCCG
Odobenus rosmarus divergens (Pacific walrus) is the source of this 2441-nucleotide messenger RNA. RefSeq names its product tRNA methyltransferase 44 homolog (S. cerevisiae) (gene TRMT44). NCBI's taxonomy places the organism in Eukaryota, Metazoa, Chordata, Mammalia, Carnivora, Odobenidae. The transcript has 11 exons. Gene Ontology annotation, molecular function: tRNA (uridine) methyltransferase activity; metal ion binding. Gene Ontology annotation, biological process: tRNA methylation. Bases 1 to 2262 code for a protein of 753 amino acids. The record is from RefSeq and is a predicted model, not a curated record.